Molecule: messenger RNA, 1653 nt
Organism: Penicillium daleae
Lineage: Eukaryota; Fungi; Ascomycota; Eurotiomycetes; Eurotiales; Aspergillaceae
Product: tRNA modification GTPase
Exons: 2
Coding region: 1-1653 (550 amino acids)
Biological process (GO): tRNA wobble uridine modification; tRNA methylation
Cellular component (GO): mitochondrion; cytoplasm
Molecular function (GO): GTP binding; protein binding; GTPase activity
Source: RefSeq, a predicted model, not a curated record
AUGCUAGAUGCCGACUCAACAAUAUAUGCGUUAUCCACAGCACCAGGAAGAGCAGCAAUUGCCGUCGUACGAGUCUCUGGUCCAGCAUGCGCCUUGAUAUACAGGGCCCUAUGCCCCGGCAAACCAUUCCCGAAACCGCGCUUUGCGGCGCUUCGCACCCUAUACCACCCCUCGCAUCCGCCCUCCCCAAGCACUGUUCUUGACGCGGGCGCCCUAGUCCUUUACUUCCCCGGCCCGAAGACCGUCACCGGCGAGGACGUAUUGGAACUACACAUCCACGGCGGGCCCGCAAUUGUCAAAGCUGUCCUCUCCGCUAUAGCACGCACCAAUCACCCUGACACGGUAGUCCGGUAUGCUGAACCGGGCGAAUUCACCCGCCGCGCCUUCAUGAACGACUGCCUCGGGCUUCCGCAAAUCGAAGCCCUGGGAGAUACACUAUCCGCCGACACAGAGCAGCAGCGACGCCUAGCUGUACGCGGGGCAAGCGAUGCCCUCUUGAAGCGAUACGAACGCUGGCGGCAGACGCUGCUCUAUGCGCGUGGCGAGCUGGAGGCGUUGAUUGAUUUCUCCGAAGAUCAGCAUUUCGACGAGUCAACUGAGGAACUUGUAACCUCUGUCGCAGGGCAGGUGCGUGAUCUGGCGGUGCAGAUUGGGUUUCAUGUGCAGAAUGCUAGUAAGGGCGAAUUAUUGCGGAGUGGGAUUCGGGUUGCACUGUUAGGGGCGCCGAAUGCCGGGAAGAGUUCGUUAUUGAAUCGGGUUGUUGGGAAGGAGGCGGCUAUUGUUAGCACCGAGGAGGGGACUACGCGUGAUAUUGUGGAUGUUGGUGUUGACCUUGGGGGGUGGUAUUGCAAACUUGGUGACAUGGCUGGGAUUCGGGCUGAGGUUGGUGGGUCUGUGGAGCUUGUGAUUGGUGCUGUUGAGAAGGAGGGGAUUCGCAGGGCUAGGGAGAGAGCCCUUGAUUCUGAUGUGGUGGUUGUGGUUGUCUCGCUGGAAGAUGUGGGCGGGGAUGUGAGGUUGUCUGUGGAACCUGAGGUCUUGGACGCCGUGAAUGACUGUGUGGAGGCUGGGAAGUGCCUCGUUGUUGCGGUCAACAAAUGCGACAAAUUACCCGCUGAUGAGAGGGGUGAAUCGCUACCCCAGGCUCUGGCGAACACUAUUUGUGAUGUCUUCCCAGCUGUGCCUGCAGAUCGAGUCUUUGCUAUAUCCUGCGAUGAAGCGCAGCGCCGGUCGCUGCCUUCUGUUGGAAAUAAAGGUCUGGGUCAAGCAGACCCGGGCAAUUUACAGGCAUUUUUACGAGGGCUCAUUUCGACAUUUGAACAGAUAGCCUCGCCGCUUGGCACGGAAGGCGAUGAACAUGGUCAAUACGAUAAAUCGUAUUGGGAAGAUUCAUUGGGCGUCACACAUCGACAAAGCUCGAAUCUACAGAAAUGUCUCGACCACCUGAACGAUUUUCUAUCCCAGGCCACCACUGCUGCAGCCUCCGAUGCUCCCCAUUACGCCCCUGACCGUGAUCCAGCAUCCGUCGAGGUUGAAAUCGAUAUCGUGACCGCCGCCGAACACUUGCGCUUCGCCGCCGACAUGCUGGCAAAAAUUACCGGCAAAGGCGAGAGCGGGGAUGUUGAAGAUGUGCUCGGCGUUGUCUUUGAGAAGUGA